UCUUCAAUUUUAAACCGACGGCCCGGGGGCCGCACAAACCGGUUCCAGCGGACUAUGCCGCUGUGCGCCCAGGAUGCUGUCGCGUUUGCUCCCACUCCUCCUCACGUUCGCCAGUCUGAGCCUGGGCUUCCGCGCACACGGGACAGAACUGCCCAGCCCUGCUUCUGUGUGGUUUGAAGGCAGAUUUUUCCAGCAUAUCCUUCACUGGACACCUAUCCCAAACCAGUCUGAGGACACCUACUAUCAAGUAGCACUGAAGAAGUAUGGAUCCACUGUCUGGAAAGACGCCCACAGCUGUAGAGAGGCCCAGGCAUUGUCCUGCGAUCUCACAGAGUUCACCCUGGAUCUGUAUUACAAUGGCUAUGGCUACUGGGCCAGAGUCCGGGCUGUGGACAACAGCCAGCACUCCAAUUGGACCCUCACUGAGACUCGCUUCACACUGGAUGAAGUGAUCCUGACUGUGGGUAGCGUGACAUUGGAGGCGAGCAACGGCUGGAUCUUAGGUACAAUCCAUCCCCCGAGGCCCAAGAUCGUCCCUGCAGGUCAAGAGUAUAAACAGAUCUUCAAGAAUUUCCGUGCUUAUAAGGUUUCCAUCCGAAAGAUCUCGGAACAAAAGAAUCUAACUAAGACGGUGCAUCAGGAGAACUUCAGACUGACAGUUCCCAGAGGGAUGAGAGAGUUUUGUAUCAAGGUGAAGCCCUUCGUGGAAUCCCGGAGUAACAGGGGCGAAUGGUCAGAGGAGCAGUGUUUACGUCUCACGGAGCAGUAUUUCACCGGGACCCACCUCAGCAUUUUCUUCAUUUUUGUCUUGCUGCUCUGCGGAGUCCUGACCUGCCUGGCUCUCCACUGUUACAUCCGGCGGCACUCGGGGAAGUUACCUGCAGUCCUGGUCUUCGAGAAGCCCCACAACUUCUUCCUGGCAGACCCUCCUUUCCCCGAAAUUUCAGAUGCCAUUCAUAUCCUGGACUUAGAGGCCUUCCCAAAAGUGUCACCAGAGCUGAGAGACUCGGCUCUGCAUGGCAGCACUGACAGUGGCUUUGGCAGUGGCAAGCCAUCACUUCAGACCGAAGAUUCCCAACUCCUCCUCCCUGGCUCCCAACCCCAGAUACAGGGGACUCUGGGAAAUGAAGAGCCUCAGGAGCUUCCGGACCACUGUGGGGACAACACGGACAGUGGGAUCUGCUUGCAGGAACCCAACUUACACUCCAGCAUGGGGCCCACCUGGAAGCAACAGUUUGGAUAUACCCAUCAGGGCCAGGAUGAUAGUGACAUCAGCCUAGUCCAGAACUCUCCAGGGCAGCCUACGAAUACACAGGAUGGCUCUGCCUUGGGCCAUGUCUGUCUCCUAGAGCCCAGAAUCCCUGAGGAGAAAAAACAAGUCAUGGUGACAUUCCAGGGCUAUCAGAAACAGACCAGGUGGAAGGAAGAGACAGCCGACCCACCAGAACACUUGGACAAGGAGAGUCCCUUGACAGAUGCCUUUGACCCGAAACUCGGGGUGUGCCUGCAGGAUGAUUUAGCAUGGCCUCCCCCAGCUCUAGCCAAGGGUUAUAUGAAACAAGAGUCUCACGGGAUGACCUCUGCUCCAUCAGGGACCACAAGUAGACAGUGGGAUCAAUUGGCUGAAGGGUGGUCACUCCUGGAUGACGUUAGCUGUGAAGACCUAAGUGUGGCCAGUUGGACUUUUGCCCAUCAGCUUGCCCCUCUGGACUGUGGGGCGGCCCCUGGUGGCCUCCUGAGUGGCCUGGAUGCUAACCUGGCCACGCUGCCGUUGAUCUCCAGCCUGCGAGUAGAAGAAUGACAGAGGCUGAUGGUUCUUUGUAUUCC
Molecule: messenger RNA, 1827 nt
Organism: Acomys russatus (golden spiny mouse)
Lineage: Eukaryota; Metazoa; Chordata; Mammalia; Rodentia; Muridae
Gene: Il10ra
Product: interleukin 10 receptor subunit alpha
Exons: 7
Coding region: 74-1801 (575 amino acids)
Molecular function (GO): protein binding
Source: RefSeq, a predicted model, not a curated record